Messenger RNA from Symbiodinium pilosum, 188 nucleotides. NCBI's taxonomy places the organism in Eukaryota, Dinophyceae, Suessiales, Symbiodiniaceae. The record is from the annotation of a GenBank genome assembly.
GUCCUGCUAAAGUACCAGGAGCGCCUGGACCAGCAUGUGCUCUACGUGAGCGACCGGCACUGGGUGGGUGUGGUCUUCCAGAUGGUGGAGGAUGAGCUGCCGCCCGACAUGGUGGUCAAUGUGCAUGCUGAUGACGAGGGCGGGACCACAAUAUCAUCACAGGCUGCAGCAUGGGUGGCCGUGCGAUC